This is a messenger RNA of Balaenoptera ricei (Rice's whale), 4206 nucleotides long. RefSeq names its product family with sequence similarity 117 member B (gene FAM117B). The coding region runs from base 103 to 1638 and encodes 511 amino acids. Lineage: Eukaryota; Metazoa; Chordata; Mammalia; Artiodactyla; Balaenopteridae. The transcript is spliced from 8 exons. The record is from RefSeq and is a predicted model, not a curated record.
CCGGUCGCGGGGGCCUUCCAUCCGGUCUCGAGAAUCCUCCCCCUGCAACCCAACAACAACAAAACCCCACGUCUCGCCCAGUCACCGGGGAGGGGGGGGACCAUGUCCCAGCGGGUGAGGCGCAAUGGGUCCCCCACGCCGGCCGGCUCCCUCGGGGGCGGUGCGGUCGCCACGGCCGGGGGAUCCGGGAGCCGCCUGCAGCCCAUGAGGGCGACGGUUCCGUUCCAGCUGAAGCAGCAGCAGCAGCAACAUGGCAGCCCCACGCGGAGCAACGGCGGCGGCGGCGGCAACAACGGCGGCUGCUGUGGUGGCGCCUCAGGCCCCUCGGGCGGCGGCGGCAGCAGCGGGGCCCCGCGCACCGCCUCGCGCAGCACAAGCCCCACGCGGGGCGGCGGGAGUGCGGCCGCGCGCACCAGCCCCACGGUGGCCACGCAGACGGGCGCGUCCUCGACGUCCACGCGAGGCACCAGCCCCACGCGCGGCGCCGCGCCCGGGGCCCGCGGGAGCCCCCCACGGCCGCAGCCCCCGCCGCCGCUGCUGGGCACCGUGUCGUCGCCUUCCUCGUCGCCCACCCACCUGUGGACAGGCGAGGUGAGCGCGGCCCCACCCGCAGCUCGCGUCCGGCACCGGAGGAGGUCCCCGGAGCAGAGCCGAAGCUCCCCGGAGAGGAGGAGCCCGAGCGCCCCUCUUUGCAAAGCAGGUGACAAAGCAAGGCCGCCUUCCUCCAGCCCGUCUAGCAUCAUCCGCCGUACCUCCUCCCUGGAUACACUUGCUGCUCCGUACCUUGCAGGGCACUGGCCUCGUGAUGGUCAUGGGCAAGCUGCUCCUUGCAUGCGGGACAAGGCCACACAGACAGAGAGUGCAUGGGCUGAAGAGUACUCUGAAAAAAAGAAAGGGUCUCACAAGCGUUCAGCGUCGUGGGGCAGCACAGAUCAACUUAAGGAGAUUGCAAAAUUACGCCAGCAAUUGCAGAGAAGUAAACACAGCAGUCGGCAUCAUCGAGAUAAAGAAAGACAGUCUCCAUUCCAUGGCAACCAUGCAGCUAUUAACCAGUGUCAGGCUCCUGUUCCAAAGAGUGCACUUAUUCCAGUAAUUCCCAUCACCAAAUCAACAGGCUCCCGGUUCCGGAAUAGUGUGGAAGGAUUGAAUCAGGAGAUUGAAAUAAUAAUUAAAGAGACUGGGGAAAAGGAAGAACAACUUAUACCACAAGACAUUCCCGACGGCCAUCGCGCACCUCCGCCCCUGGUGCAGAGAAGCAGCAGCACACGCAGCAUCGACACGCAGACCCCCGGCGGGGCGGAGCGGGGCAGCAACAGCAGCAGCCGCUCCCAGUCUGUGUCCCCCACGUCCUUCCUCACCAUCUCCAACGAGGGGAGCGAGGAGAGCCCUUGUUCGGCUGAUGACCUGCUUGUUGAUCCCAGGGAUAAAGAUAAUGGGAACAACUCUCCUUUGCCCAAAUACGCAACCUCACCAAAACCUAACAACAGUUACAUGUUCAAAAGGGAACCUCCUGAGGGCUGUGAGAGGGUCAAAGUCUUUGAGGAAUGCUCGUGUCGUUCUACCUUUAACCGUCACUGUAUCAUAGCCCCAAGAGAUCCUAAAAUGGCUGUGCAUGGAUUUCCUCCUUUGCUUUUGUGAUGUUGUUGUCUUGUGGAUUUGGUCAGGGUUAGUAGUUUGCCAGGAGUGUAAUCCGUUGAAUAGCAAUCCUUAGUCACAGAAUCUUGCGACUGACGUUUCCUUUAUGGUGGUUGGCACUGAGAUAUGUUGCCUAUAGGUUUUGCUAGUUUUCCCUCCAACAUUCCACACGGUGGGGAAAACAGGCAAGGAGAGCUUUGGAGCGUAAAGAACAGGAACCUUUGAAGAAUCCAUACGGUUUUGGAUUUAGGCUCAUCCUAAUACAAUCACUGCCGGUAUCACAUGACAGCAGUAUUUCAUGUCUGGGUAUGUGGUAGUGAAAUUAAGGAGCAGCUCUUUUUAAAAAGUUAUAGCAAACAGUGUUGAUAGAAAGCAUCCUUCUAAGAUCUUCAUAAACUACCUUAUGAUGCAAUAAUUUAAUGUUCCUAUACAUAUUAUAUUAUAGGGAGAAAACAAAUACUUGUAAAAGGGAUAUAGUUUAGAAGGUUAAUAUGUCAGUUUGUCCAGAUAUAUCCCAUCAAAGAAAAGCUAGUGGUAGCAAUAAAUCUUCUGAAAGGACUUCUUAUACUCAUGUACCUUUAAAACAUCUAAGUAAUUAAAAAUUUUGCCCUGUUAAGUUGAAAACAGAGAUGUAUUUAGGCAAAUUAGAUAAACUCAAACAUUUGAAUAAGUCUGUCAGGUUUCAGUUGGUGGCAUCGAUGAAUUUUGGUACCCCUUCUGUCCAAAACUAAUUUUCCUGAAAUUAGUACAUUGUGGCUUCUAAAUCAGGAAAAGCUAAGUUAUUCAAAGUCUAAAUGUUCUGGUCAGUAGGUUCUUUGAGAACCUUGAUUCUUUGCCUCUAACUUUAUUUACCAUUUCACCACUGAGAACUGCUCUGUCAGAAGUACAAAAGAAAGGUAAAGCUGAAAUCAGGUGAGUUGGUAUCGAUGGUAGGAAGUUAAAAAAUAAGGUUUCAAAAAAAUCCAAAAUCAGUUUUUGGAUGACCUGAAUUCUAUUAAAUCUAUGUUCUUUUCCUUGCCUUACACUUACUUCCCUUUCCAUCUGUACAUGUCACAAGGGUGUUUUACAACUACAAUGCCACUUUGUAAACAGUUUUUCCUCUUACUCUGUUGUGCAUGUUUAUCUAACUCACAUCUUUCUGUAGAGUUUCAUAUAUCCUUAAACUAAAGUAAUUUACAAUCAGAAUGAGAGAACAAGUUUAAGAUAGUAUUAUUCACAGUCUCAUAGGUGGAACUUUUAAUGUUUGGUUGUAAGGAGAAUGUGAAUUUGCAGGUAAAUGAAUUAUAUGGCAACUAAACAUAGUCCUCAUGUUUGGGAGAAAUAGAGCCUGAGAGUUGAGGAGAGGGGGGAAGGUACAAGGUAUAAAAAACACUUAACUGCCAGUGCCAAAGGGCUAAUUUUUAAGUAUCUGAGCUUUAUGCAGUCUUGAAAAAAUUUUGGCCAUAGUCUACUCGGCUUUAUGUAACCUUGGUUCACAGGUGGUUGACUUUUUUUUAAAAAUGGGUCUACUCUCAAUAGAAUGCAUAAUAUUGUUUUCUAAAAUUACAUUCCAUAACUACCUUGUUAUUCUGUAGAAAACUGUACAGAAGGUAAAUAAAUUAGAAUAGCUUCAAUGGGAAUAUAAUUUAAAUUUUUAAAAAAUUUAAAUAAAUUUACUUCCAUUGCGGUAAAAGAAAGAAAUAGGUGGCUUGUAUAUUUCAGCAAAAGAAAGCUAUUCUCUGGUUAUGAACUUUGUCAGUGUUAAGUUAUUUUUACUCUUAAACGGUUUUUUUCUUGCGGUGAUAACAUGAAUUUACAGUUUCUGAUCAUGACCAAGUCUGUAUUACUUGUCAUGACUUUUGUGAGCAAUUAUGUUUUAAAAAUACCUGUUUUUCUUCUUUGAUUAAUAUGGUGAGCAUGGAUGCCAAAAUUAUUUUUUAACUAGAGUCUUCAUUUUGUUUAAAAUAUUUCUUAUAUUUGUGACAAGCCAAAUCAGAGUUUUAGAAGGUGCUAUUGCUAACUGUGGAAUAACUGGCAACAAGGAAGCCUUUUUUUUUCCUUUCUUUUUAAUGGUUGGCUUUUACUGGAAGAAGGUAUUUAAAAAAUAGAAUUUAUAGCUUUCUGUUAUGUCCAAGAUUAAGAGUGGGUUGUCAGAGUUUUCUUUUGUUAAAGGAAAUAAAAGAAAAAUUGCCACUACUGAAUUUACUAUUCUAAAGAUUCAUUCCUUAAUGCUUAGAAUUUCAGUGUCUCAAGACCAGACCAGUGGAUGUGCUGAAUUUGCAUUAAGAAAGCUAAAACACUUAACUUCGCACUUUAAGGUUUAAGUUUUACUCUGCCUAAAUUAAUGAUAAGCAGAGCAGCCCUGAACAAUAUUUUGUUUGUACAAUCCUGUUGAAGAAUAUAAUUUAUGUUUUUUAAAAGUCUUUAUUUUUCAUCUCUGUUGAAGCUGUGUAAAUCUUUUUAAAAUGCAAUUUUUAAAGUUUCGUUUUUCUAACAAAAUUCUCCCCAAAAACAGCAUUUCCAGUGGUGAUAAAUAUUGUUACUGUGUACUUACGUAUUCCCUAUACCUGAACACUUGUUGCUGCCUCACAA